Betta splendens (Siamese fighting fish) is the source of this 744-nucleotide messenger RNA. RefSeq names its product atonal bHLH transcription factor 1c (gene atoh1c). The record is from RefSeq and is a predicted model, not a curated record. Bases 40 to 645 code for a protein of 201 amino acids. The transcript has a single exon. Gene Ontology annotation, molecular function: protein dimerization activity. Lineage: Eukaryota; Metazoa; Chordata; Actinopteri; Anabantiformes; Osphronemidae.
CGGAGCGACAGUGUUUGGUGCUUUGCACAGGAACACACGAUGCCGCCGCGUAAAAGUCUUUUUGCGCCUUUCGUCUCGGUGCAGCCGGACGGCGGCGUGGGGCCGGCGCCGCGGCACGGACACGUCCACGCUCUGUUGCACCGGAGCCGUGCGCAGGAGCGCCACGCGGACCACCACGAGCCUCCGUGCGCCAUCGUGGAGCUGCGGAUGGGCCCCGCGUUGCACCACCUGCACCCGGACAAGUGCGCGCUGGAACGCGCGCAGAGGAGGCGGCGCCUCGCUGCCAACGCCCGGGAGAGGAGGAGGAUGCUCGGCCUCAACGUCGCCUUCGACCGGCUCCGCAGCGUCAUCCCGAACCUGGAGAGCGACAAGAAGCUCUCCAAAUCCGAGACCCUCCAAAUGGCGCAGAUCUACAUCGCCACCCUCAGCGAGCUGCUCCAGGAGGGAGGCGGUGGAGGCUCGGCUCCGACCGACGCACUGAGGCCCUCGGGGGCUCCGGCUUCACAGGGGGCCACAUUGGUAGACGAGCCGUCGGGCUCCGUUACAGACGUUCGCACCGGGAAGGGAGGCGGCGCGCGGCUGCGCACGGAGGAGCAGCGGGGUCGAGAGGACGACUUGUGGGAGAGAACGAGCGGCACAAAGUGACAUCAGCGCUUUUUUCAAAUAUUCCAACUAUUUCCACUGGUGUACAUUUCUUUUUUAUUAUUUGCUUCCUGGUCGCACAGUAAAACACAUUAAGCUCUA